This is a messenger RNA of Phasianus colchicus (ring-necked pheasant), 2709 nucleotides long. The record is from RefSeq and is a predicted model, not a curated record. Lineage: Eukaryota; Metazoa; Chordata; Aves; Galliformes; Phasianidae.
CGCGGUCGCGGCAGCGAGGAACGCCGAGCCGCCGGUGUCCGUGUGACUGACAGCCGCUGUCCGUGUGACUGACACCACUGUUCGUGUGACUGACAGCGGGGCCGCGGAACGGGGCCGUAGGGCUGCGUCUGACCGCCCGGCACAGCUGCGCAUGCGCCAUUUUCUCCGCGGGGGAAGCCGAGCCUUCAGGCGCGCAUGCGCCGUGCUUUGUGCUGCGGGCGCGCGUUUCGCGCCGCGUCCCGUUAGUCGCUGAGGCGCUGAGCGGGGAUGCGGCGCUCGGCUCGCGCUGCUCGGGGCGGGCAGAGCGCGGUGUGAACUCAGCCUGCGGCGCUCUGCCCGGCAGGUGAUUGGGUGUGAAGCGAUGAAAGCCGGCACCGAUAACGUUAGGGUUAGAGUCUGGCUGUGCACACAGAAAAGUAUCGAUCUGUUGCAGUUACUUACGCCAGGAGUAAAUAUUGCUUAACGCUCAGUUGAAUUAAAGCGACAAAUGCAAGCGGGGCGGGUGAAGAAGCGCGAGCCGCAAAGUUGUGCUCAGCCGAGAGCGGCGCGACGUGCCGCAGUUCGCUCGUGCUGUGCACGCGUCUCUUCGCGCUCUUUUGCUCGCUCGCUCUGCGCGUGUGCGCAGCAGCGCUGCGGUGCCGGGCGCUGCAGGGGCCGCCAGGCGGCGCUGUGAGGCGGCGGCGCUGCGCGGGGCGCGCUGAGGCACGGAGCGGAGCGGCGGGCGGCUGCGAAGCCGUUCGUAAGCGUACAGCCCCGCGGGUUGGGAGGCGUGAGAGCUCUGUGUGGAGACGCGUCUGAAGCUGGCGGAGAAUGGCAUCGCCGCCUUCGGAUGCCACCUGCGUGUGACUGCAGCGCCUGCCUCCUCGGUGCGCUCGAGUGAAAGGUUUUCCGGUCCUGCUUCCGCAGCCCAAAGCAUUUCAAUGCAGGCUUCGCGAUUCUGCCGGCGCGUUCGCAGGGGAUCCGUGCUCUAAAUGCCCGCCGCACAGCGCAGCCCGGCUGCUUCCUAUGGGAUGCAUCUGCGUAAAGGAAGAAUUCGGCUUCUAAGAUGGGUAAUAAGCAGACAAUAUUCACUGACGAGCAGCUGGAUGCCUACCAGGAUUGCACGUUCUUCACUAGGAAAGAAAUCCUUCGGUUGCAUGGCCGGUACCAUGAAAUGGCACCAAACGUUGUGCCCAUGGACUACACAAAGGAUCCUGAUGUUAAACUACCUAUGCAGCUUAUAAUAAACAUGCCUGAGCUAAAGGAGAAUCCCUUUAGGGAAAGAAUCGUGGAAUCUUUCUCAGAAGAUGGAGAGGGGAGCCUCAGCUUCAAUGAUUUUGUGGACAUGUUCUCUGUGCUCAGUGAAAUGGCUCCCAGAGAGCUCAAAGCUAUCUAUGCCUUUAAGAUCUAUGAUUUUAACACAGAUAACUUCAUUUGUAAAGCAGACCUGGAAAAAACACUCAAUAAGCUGACCCGAGAAGAGCUAACAGCAGAAGAAAUCACUCUGGUUUGUGAGAAAGUGAUAGAAGAAGCUGACAUGGAUGGUGAUGGCAAAUUAGGAUUUGCAGAUUUUGAAAACAUGAUUUCCAAAGCACCGGACUUUCUCAGUACUUUCCACAUAAGAAUCUGAAGAACUGUGUGUGAGCCAGCGUUGUCAGAAUGGUUUGUCAGUCCAGCCUAUCUGAAUCUCAGGCGCUCUGGGGGCUUCUGUCCUCUCCUUGUGGCUUCUUAGAACUCAAAAAAUACUGAAAUGAUUCUGGUCUGCAAAGAGAGAGAAGCAUCAUUUGACCUACAGGAUGUUUGGAACAGUCACGUUUUUAUCUUCACUGCUGGCAUUCUGGCAAAGAUGGCUGAUUGCUGGGUUGUGGUUACUCUUUUUCUUUUUUUCUUUUUUUUUUUUUUAACAGACAGAAUCAGAAUGUUACUAAAGGUAUUUCCACACAUUUUUUAUAUUUAUGAAUAUUUAAUACUGAUCUUACAAGCAAAAAAAAAGAAAGAAAAAAGCGAUUAGCUUGGGUGACUUCAAGAAAAAAAAAAAAGCAUGGGCCUUAAAUAAUGAGAUGCCUCUAUCACUGUGUUGUACAGCUGGGGAUCUUGCAUGGAAAUUAUCUUACGUGAAAGAACAGUCAAGAUCCAAUUCCCAGUGUUGAAGACAACCACAUCCCAGGCUUGCCCUUCAGUCACUGAAAUGGCAGUUGCUGGGUUUGGUGCUUACCUUCAACUAAUAUUUUAUGGAUUGUCACGUCCUUAUGAAACUUGAAAUAUUUGCAUUUUGUAUGUGAUUACUGCAUAUGUGAUUCAUUUCUUCCCUAGAGAAACUUUGAAACUGUGUCCUUAUUUUCAGAGGGAGUCUUGCAUUUUACUCAUUCUGUGGUCUGACAGUGUUGAAUAGAAGAAUACAAUCAUCUAUAAUCCAUGAAGAAAUUAAAGAAGCACAGCACUAUUACUAAGGACAUAAAAAGACAUUUUCUAUCUAAACCAGCUAUGCAAUCUUUCCCAUAGAGUGCAUGAAUGCAGCUCAGUAUUUCUCUUUCCUCUCCAGCUGGAAAUCAGCUAGAUUUCUUCUUUUUCUUUUUUUAAUUCCAGUACUGUUUAGGUACUGGGGCCUGAAGACAAUCACACAUGUAUUACUGUUCUAACAGUCAAUAGAAGGGCUCUGUCACUUACAUGGCUUCUGUAUCAAAGUCAUAACUAUUAAAACUUUUGACGCAUUUUGUUGUGCUUUGAGAA